Molecule: messenger RNA, 1313 nt
Organism: Tetranychus urticae (two-spotted spider mite)
Lineage: Eukaryota; Metazoa; Arthropoda; Arachnida; Trombidiformes; Tetranychidae
Product: transcriptional adapter 1
Biological process (GO): regulation of transcription by RNA polymerase II
Cellular component (GO): SAGA complex
Molecular function (GO): transcription coactivator activity
Source: RefSeq, a predicted model, not a curated record
GUCGACCACCGACCAUCUAGUGAUUCAAUUUCUAAACUAAUAUGUAAACAUAAUAGAGCAAUGUGUGUGUUAAGCCAUUCUAGUGUCUAUGAAAAAUCCAUUAAUUAAUUAAUCAUCCUUGAUUCGACUACAAAUAAUUUAACAUAGGGAUUAUAAGGAUCGUCUUUAUCUGUUCUACUCAUCUCCAAGAUGGAUGAACUUUGCCUGGCUAAGCAAAAUCUAUUUGAUUGUCUGGGUUCCAAUUUCAAAUGUUAUCUAAGCCUGUUACGAAGCUGGUUUCGAAAUCAUUUGAGUAAAGAAGAGUUUGACUUUGAAGCUCGAAAACUUUUUACAAAUUCAAAUGUGUCAAAACAUAAUGCAUUCCUUUUAGCUCUAUUUAGCCGAUGUCAAGAUUUAUCAUCUCUUGAUAAUCAACAAGAUCGCAAACCUAAAUUGGAUGAGAAUGACAAAAGUACUAAAAAUCGUUCAUUAAAAAAGCCUCGGCCCAACUAUAAAAUCACCUAUGAAAAACGGUUUCUUCCUAUUGAUCCUGCAUUAUAUAGUCCUAUUCCAACCAAAAAAUCUCGGCUACAUGAAGCUGAAAGACGUGAAGUUUUACCUAAAGUUGUUUUCAGUUUAUCUGAAGGAUCCUUGCCUGACCAUUUCAUGGCUAAUCUACGGAUGCUCGUUAUUGUAUGGGAAACGGGAUUGGAUAAUCUCAGCAAUGAUGCAGUUCUUCUACUUAAUUUAGCUUUAAGAGAUUUUAUUAAAAAUAUUCUCAUGUACGUGUUAACAUUCAAGUCUGCUUUUCGCAGUUAUGAUAAAGGACAAGUCAGAUAUGCAGUUGGUGCUCCAAUGGUCAAUCCUUAUCUUAAAAAUUCACACUCACUUUGUAAAUAUCCUCAAGAUAUUCACUCAUCCUAUGUGACUGACUCUGGUGAACAUAUGCCAGCCGUUCUACCUACAAAUGAAACAGCCGAACAUGAUGCUAUCUUUCAAAUAGCUUGCUCUAAAUUACCCAAUGACUAUGAAUCUCCCCGGGAACGAGGCUUAAUUACAUUAUGGCAAGUGUUUCAUGCCCUUAGACUAAACAAAUCAGCUUUACCUUCUCAUUCUGUAUAUACCAUUAACAUGGAAAAAAUCAUCACUCGUCUUUCUCACAGUACAUCCAAAGAAUACGAUUAGAUUGUUAUUUCUCUCACCACAUAUCUCGUCAUUUGUUUUCGUUUUGCCUUGAAAAUCAUUUACUAAAAAAGAGGAUGGAAACAAGAAAUGCCAAUAAUACUGAAUGCUUGAAUCUUCAUAAAAGAUAUGAGAUGAAAAGAAAGUUUAAA